UCAGUUCUCAGAAUCAGCUGGCUGGUCGGUCACUCCUCUGCCAUUGUGUCCCGUUGGAGAUUUUAGUUGAGCGGGGACUUUUGAAAAGGGGGGUUUUUGGAGGACUCUGACUCGGGAGAAAUCAGCAAUGCAGAGCAGCCGGUUGCGACGGAACGCCAGCGCAGUGCUGUCACUGUUGAUCAUAGUGCUGCUUGGGCGCGCACGCUCUGCCGAGGCGGUCACUGAUUGCUCCAUCACAGUCUCGAGCGUCAGCGCUCUCGUGAUGGCGGUUGGCCCAACCACCAACUAUGCAGUGGUGUGUAUCAGUCCAGGGACGUACGCCCUCAGUGCCGGCGACAGCAUGACCAUUACACGCUCGUCGCUAUUCGAAAUUCGCGGGGUUGGCGCGUCGCGCUCCGACGUGAUUCUGGACAUGGCCUACAAUGGCCGCCAGUUUACAAUCCGACAGACCGACCUCACGCUGCGACGCUUGACGUUGAUGCGAGGCUCCGCAGGUACCAGUGGAGGUUGCAUUUCUGUGCCCGCCUCUUCCGGCUACCCAAAAGUAACACUGGUGGAUGUCACCUUGGAAUCAACAAACCUGGGAGGCGGCGGUGCGAUCGCCAUCGUGAAUGCCUCGACUACUCCCAUCGAAGUGAACAUUGAGAAUUCCAUCUUCGACGGUUGCACUUCUACGGCAGCUUCCUCCAAGGGCGGCGCCAUCAGUGUUGGCUCAUCCACUUUAGUGACCAUGAAUAUUGAUUCCUCAAAAUUCAAGUCUUGCACGGCCCCUUUAAGCGGUGGAGCGAUCAAUUAUGACGGCGCGAUUGGCAGCAUGUUUCAGAUCAGCGACACGCUCUUUGAUGCUUGCACAGCGGGCGCGGGCGGGGCUAUUGGCCAAACAUCCAAUGUGCCCAUCAGCUACUUUAUUGAAGCCUCGACGUUUACUUCUUGUGCUGCGUCAAGCGAAGGCGGAGGUGCCUUGUACAUUCGCCGAUCUUUCCUGAGCUGCCGAGAUUGCACUUUUACUUCCAACUCGGCAUCGCCGACCUCAAGCGCUCUUGGCGGAGCCAUUUUCGCGGGAGCCGAUUCUUAUGUGCGCACCGAGUCCUCCACAUUCACCGGAAACUCGGCAUCCUCGGGAGCUGCUAUUUAUUAUUCGAGCUCCUCCUUAUCACGAGGAGAAUUCCGCAACACAUCGUUUGUCGGCAACAGGAUCACUUCUGCCGCUUCUUGGGGAACUGUGCGCUUGCAGCAAACAAAAGCGUACUUCACCAAGUGCACGUUCACCGACAAUUUGUAUGCAGGGUCAUCCACCACCGUAUCUGGGGCCAUCAAUGUGGAAGGCGGAGCCCGAGUCGGGAUUGUUGAUGGCACAUUUUCUGGCAACAUCCAAGGGUCGGCACAGGUCGAUCUGCUGCUGUCAGGGGCUGGUACCAACAAUGCGCUGCAGUACCCCGGCCCCAGAUUCACCAACAUUAUCGCUGCUGGCAUCUAUAUGGCCGUCGCCUACACGUCAGAGUACUGUGGCAAUUGCUCGCUAGCGGACUUUGACACAUUUCUGUGCGAUGCCAUGCCGGAAUGUACGCCGGCGUAUGCCACCUCGGUCGCUUCUGUCGCAUCCGUUGCUUCUGUCGCCUCUGUUGCUUCUGUCGCUUCCGUUGGCUCUGUUGCUUCUGCUUCAGUUGCAUCUGUUGCUGCUGUCGCCUCCGCGUCGGCUGUUUCGAUCGCGUCUCAAGAGUCCGCUUCCUUGGCGUCGGCUGCAUCGACCAGUGCAGCUUCCGUUGCAGCUGCCAGUGCCUCUGCAGGCUACGCUUCGUCGGCAUCUGCUCAGGCCUUUGCCAUUUCUACAAGCUCAGCAGCAGCCGUUGCAAUUGCAGUCUCCCAGGCGUCUGCCUCGGUCGCAUCAGUCGCUUCUCUGGUAUCGGCCUCUGCCGCAUCCGCUGCUUCUGCGUCGCUUGCGAGUGCGAGUGCAUCUGCGGCGUUCGUUUCGACAUUUUCUCAAACAUCGGCAGCCUCCGUCGCGCUUGGUUCAGCAUCCGUCUCAUCCACCACAGGGCUUUCCUCCAGCAGCGAAGCCGAUUCAGACGAUAGCGGGGGAUCCUUGGGGGCGAUCGGAGCAGCAGUUGGUGGCGUCAUCGGGGUUGCACUCUUGGUCGGUUUGGUUCUGCUCCUACGGAAGAAACGCAGGCACAAAUCAGUCACUCCCGACCAGCAAGAAACAGUAAACAUGACAACCGUCUCCUUCCCUGCCGCAGAUCGAGACCCGUAUCACGCCAUCUACGCAACCGCGAAUCCCAGAGCACAGACAAACGAGAGCAUUUACUCUGGGUAUGCCCAACCCUCCGACGGUCGUGCCACGAAGGCCGCAGCUGCAAAUGCUAGGGGUCCAACAAGCGAGCGCGUUUACUCUGAGUACGCCAAACCUUCUGAAGGCUCUGCCAGCCGAGAUACGACGGGGACAGCAGCCAGCCCGUAUGACGAAGUCAGCUCAUCCGCGGCCCUCAAUACUGUCCGUGCGUCUUUACAGCUCGGCAAACGGCUGGGUGCUGGACAGUUUGGCGAGGUGCUGCUCGGCACGCUCCCUCGCUCGUGUGUGCCGGUCGAGGCACAAGAUCUGUACCGGCAAGCUGGAGGAGGAAGCAGUGACGAAAAAAUCACCGUUGCUGUCAAAAGGCUCAAAGCCGACGCGGAUGCCAAGUCCACGGCAGACUUUAUCGCGGAAGCACAGCUUCUGUCCUCGUUGCGACACCCGAACAUCACGCGCGUGUUGGCUGUGUUGCAUGAGCCGGCGCCAGCACUGCUCGUGCUUGAAUUCUUGCAGUACGGCGACCUCAAGUCUCUUCUGAAGCAAUCCUACAGCUCUGGCGUUCAGUGGUCGCUCAAAGAGUCGCUGCAUGUUCUUCGUGAAGUGGCAGAUGCAAUGUCGUUCAUUGCAAAGCUGCAUAUUGUGCAUCGCGAUCUUGCCGCCCGCAACUGUCUUGUUGGCAGCAAUCUGACUGUCAAGCUCGCCGACUUUGGUUUGUCACGAGAAAUGGAGGACUACUACUACAAGGUGCAAACAAAGGGCAAGCUUCCUGUUCGCUGGAUGGCUCCAGAAUCACUCAAGUUCAAGAAGUUCUCAGAGUUGUCGGAUGUCUGGUCGUUUGGCGUGCUGAUCUGGGAGGUGUUUUCCUACUCUUUGGAAGCGCCGUAUCGUAACAUUGAAGCGCGGGAUUUGCUGGAUUUCAUCGAAGCCGGCAACCGGCUCGAAAGGCCAGCGAGCUGUCCGGAGGCUGUUUACUCGUUGUUUUUGCAAUGCCAGACUCUCGAUUCGCACGAGCGUUUGCGAUUUUCUGCAUGCUUUGACUCGUUGUCGGUACUCUUCCAUUCGACGACGGAAGGGGACGUACGAGAUAUUGGAGCUCUACUUGCCGCAUGAGCUUGAAAAGGAUUGGUGCACCCUGCACCUUUGUCUUCUUGAUCUCGCAGAGUUGAGUGUUGUGCGCUCUUACAUCGGACGUUGUCAAAAACAAGUCUUAUUGUAUUGUCGCCCGA
Molecule: messenger RNA, 3516 nt
Organism: Capsaspora owczarzaki ATCC 30864
Lineage: Eukaryota; Filasterea; Ministeriida; Capsasporidae
Product: tyrosine-protein kinase CSK
Exons: 8
Coding region: 128-3400 (1090 amino acids)
Biological process (GO): positive regulation of kinase activity; multicellular organism development; protein phosphorylation
Cellular component (GO): signaling receptor complex
Molecular function (GO): ATP binding; transmembrane receptor protein tyrosine kinase activity
Source: RefSeq, a predicted model, not a curated record